Molecule: messenger RNA, 1296 nt
Organism: Malania oleifera
Lineage: Eukaryota; Viridiplantae; Streptophyta; Magnoliopsida; Santalales; Ximeniaceae
Exons: 1
Coding region: 294-785 (163 amino acids)
Source: RefSeq, a predicted model, not a curated record
UCUUUAUUAAAGAAAGCCGCUUUCUUUUUGAAUUCAAAAUCCAACAUCCCCAAACUCAUCACAUUACAUAAAUACACAAACAUCAAACCCAAUUCUGAGUUCUCCUCUCUCACACACCAUACUCAUAAUGUUCUUUCUUGCUUCUCCGGUGAUUCCACCCAAAUACCCAAUUCUUCCUUUGCCCACACUCAAAGAACAGAGCCUCCACAGAGCCCCCCUAGCUACCUCAUACUAAACCCAGAACCCAUCCUCUGCUUUUUAGCAAAUUUCCCAAAAGACUCAACUUCUGUAAAAUGUCGUCGCUCUCGCCGCCAAUUCUGCCGGUGGAGGUUUACCCGAACACCGUCGCGAGUCGACCGCCGUCCAGCCACUCCAGCGGAUCCUUCGGGGCGGUGUUCAUAGUCCUGGCCGUGAUAGUCGUGGUCUCCGCCGUCGCCUGCUGUCUCGGCCGCCUCUGUAACCGGCGGUUCCAGAAUCCGGCGAAGCAGAGCCACGCCCCUCGCCCCAGACCAGGAGAACGAGAGCGGCCGGAGUUCAAUCCCCGCCCCAAACAGAAGGACCCGGAAUUCAUUUUCCGCCCCAAGGAGAGAAACCAGGGCCACCCGGAAUUCGCCUUUCGCCCCAAGGAAAGUGACCUGGAAUUCGGGUUCGAGAGGGGAAAUCCAAUGCCGGGCGCCAAACAGCCCGGAAAUGGAGAAACCAAAGGAUCCAGGCGAUUCGAGAAUGUUGAUUUCAGAUUUGAUCCGAAGCAUGGGUACGAGGGGGAGUUUCAAGGCCGUGCGUGAAGGCAGAGCACCGGGAGCUUCUUGAUCGGCAGAUCGCGUGUUCUGCUUGGAAACUUAGUUUUAUUUGAAAAUUAUUCUGUUUUCAUUGAUUUCUGUUCUGUUCUUUUGCAAUUCUGAAAUUGGACAUGGAUCUAGGGCCAUGUAAGUAUACAAGGGAUCAUGGAAUGCAAUAUUGUGUUGCUUUAUCAGAAGAAAGUGAUAGAUUAAGGAGAGAAUCCUUAGCAGUUGAUCGAAGAAGGAUGCAGUAGAUCGAAGAAGGAUGACUUGAAAUUCCCUGACAUGUUCUUGUCUUAGACCUCAGUGGGAAAAAAAAAACCUCAUGUAUCUUUGGAAAAUUUAACAGUACACACCUUCGUGUAUUAUUCAUGCUUUACGUGGGUAAUUAGAUUUUGAAAUUAAUCAAGAUUGAAAGAUUGGGUAUAACAUAUUCUUUCUCAGUGCUCAAAAUUGUACUAAGUUUGAUUUGAAUUUGUAUAAUCUAAUAUAAUCUUUAAUUUGCAUUUGUAUUAAA